UUCUAAUUGUCCCGUAUUGGCCAAUCAUGUGUCUACACUAGUCCCGAUCUAGGUUAGUGGAGUGCCGUGCCUGAACAGCAAUCGCUGAUUGCUGCCUCAGGCUAUUAGGCCCCAAGGCACAACCGCUUCUCCCCACAUCCUCGCCCUCGCUCUUCCUCUUCUUUCACCUCCUCAUCCUCCUCUCUUCUCUCCCCCCACGGAUCUUAAUCUUUACUUCUUUCUUUUUCUUUCCCUGCAUUCUUUCAUUACCAGCUCGUGUUGAUUGGGAAAAGUUUCAGAAAACCAUCGUCCUCCAAAAAAAGAUAUUGCAAAUAGUCCUUCCGAUUCGUUCCGCCCCUGAGAGAUUCAAAGAAGAAAAGGUUGCUCGCGUUUGGCCGAGACCCGAAAGCCCGAUCUUCACCUUACGACUUGCGUUCGAUCUCCUCUUCUCCCCUCCACACUACGGUCUCCCUUUGCAUCGACCAUCGUGCUAGGGGUCCUUUUUUUUUCUUUUCAUUUCGCCGUUACUAUCCGCCAGUUCCUGAACCUGCCUCUUCGGUCGUGUCUCGCACUUGGUUGUGUUUUUUCUCAGCCUCCCGAGUCCUCGUGCCUCAGUGACCGCGUCGAAUUUCUAUUUUCUCUAGCUGGGACUUGCAGAGCAUCUCCCACCACCCUUUUCUUGCCCCUCGAUCUCGUGUGAGAGAUCUUGAUAUUCUCAUAAUUGCCUCUUUUGGUCUCUUUUGCAUCGCUUUUCUUUUUUUCCGUGGCCUCCAUCCUGUCAUCGUACCUUCGGCUUCUGGACCAUUCCAAUCUUCGGCAACGAAGCUCUCGCACUGUUCUGUACAGCUUGAUAAUACUGGCACCUUGCACGUCGUUCGGUCUUCACUGCAUAUUUUUUCGCUUGUGACCUCGCGACUCUGUUUUCACGAUCCCUUCAUUCGAUCUUACCGAAACUUCGUUGACUCGAUUUUGAUCUUCGGGUUGACACGUUUCUGUCUUGUGACUUCAAUAAUCACCUAAUCAUCUCUGCGGCAAACAAAAGAAGCUCGAAGCUUUGCGGUUGAUCCCAUACGCUCGCCUCACCCUGUCACGGAGAAUUGAACGCGACUUUACGUUUUCACUCUCAGCUCCUUGCACAUAACCCCCCUUGACUCGCCAUUCUCUUCCGACGCUCUACGGAACUAUGAGUAUGGACGCUGGCGGUCUUACUCAAAUGACCUACAACAACAACUUCAAUAACGGCACUUCCCUCGGUGUGCCGGGGUCUGGCUUCGCCUCGCGAGGGAAGGGCUCGCACAUCAAGCGUCUGAGCGUGCCUCCCCAGGUCGCCACUAUUGAUGAAUCUCAGGCUACUGCGCCCUUGGCAACUCCGCGCACUAGCCGUUCGCAUCUUCUGGCCGGGCUCCGAACUGCCCCCCGGUCUGCUACGAUCCCCUCGCAGCAUCAGCAGCAGCAACAACAACAAUACCACCAGCAGCAGCGCAGCGGCAUGGACAGCUCCCGAUAUGGUAGCUACACUAGCCGAGGCAACGAUCGUGUCCCACAAACUGCAACGGGAGCUGGAUUCCCACAGCAUGCUUACGCUCAAAACCAGGGGAUGAAUGGGCACCACGCUCGUCCUGUGUACACUAUGCCGGAGCAGGUUCUCGCACCUCCGACGCUUGACAUGGGUGGUGACAACGGUAUCGAUGAGAACCUGUACGCCGAGUUGAUGUCGACAAAUCUGUUUCUAGCAGCGCAGCAGCAGCGCCUACAGCAACAGCUGAUCAGUGUUACUGCCGCGGCUCAGCAAUUCCAGGGCCUCAAUUUGGGAGGAAUGACCCUUGCUCAACAGCAGCCCAUUCCUGCACUUGCAAUGGGCUCUGGCAUGGGAUUCUAUCAGCAGCAGCUUCAACAGGGCGUUCAGCCGAUCGUUCAGCCUGUCCCCGGACAGCCUGGGUGGUUCUCCGUCUACAAUCCUCUCACUGGUCAACAGAGCUAUGUCAUGGACAACAGCUUCCAGGAUGAUGGCCUGUCCCAUGGCUACGCCGAGAACUAUUCGUCUGGCCCACAGAUUCCCCAGUUCCGUGCUGAGAUCUCUCCACCAGCUGAAACCGCUCCGUCGCCAAUGCCGUCCUCGCAGCCGAUCUCUCCUAGCGGCACCCCUUCUCCUCCCACCGAGUCUUCUGCUUUCCGUCGCAACAACCGCAAGCUGUUCAACCCGACGCUCAAGACUAACAUUGACACUACCAAGGCGAACAUUGGACCUGGUCCUCGAUCUGCUGUUCUUCCUCCUACGCCCGCCACUGGAACUUUCGGUCCUGGCCAAGCUCGUGCUGGCGAGCAUCCUAUUCGUCAGCCCCGUGGGCCGCCCUCGCUGGAGGAUCUCGUGGCCAAGCCGACUUCUAAGCAUGAGGGAAGCAAGAACUUUGCAACUCGCCAGCGGCGCCGUGCCGUUCACAACCUAGUUCGCGCUGGAAUUGAGCGUCGAGGUGAUACUCGCAGUUUCGGAUACAGCAGUGGCGGUACCAACACUCCUGCCAGCGAGAAGGAGUUCACCUUCUCCGAUGGCGACGAUGCUACGGUGCGCAGUGGCAGCCUUUCCAGCAAGCCAAGCCUGGGUAGUCUUCGGGCCGCAGCCAAUGGUGCCAUUGGAUCUGAACGCAAGGAAAAAACCGGUCGGGAUCGCAAGUCCCCCGAUAGCCCCUUCCACAGCGCCACUCCAACCAGUGAGGACGGCUACUUUGGGUCCAAGUUCUCGGAUACUGUCUCAUCGCCGAGGUCUGGCACUACCUCUCCCUCCGUAGCGGCCGUCGUUGCGGGCCAGGGACAGGUUGCACAAGCACCUGAACGCCGUAAGACGCCAAUGCUUGUGUUGUCCAGCGCUGAAAAGCGCAAGACCCCUUUGAUGUAAUGCCGACUCCAUCACGUGACAGCGACGUAUGACCUUUCUCUUUCUUUUUUCCUAUUCCAUUGGGUUGGCCUUUAUGUUUUCCUUCAUCGCCUAGUGCUUGCUGAUGACUUGUAUCCUUCUAUUCGCUCCUUUUUCCUCUUAUCUUACCAAUCCGUGUCGGACGUUAUGUGUGUGUGUGUGAUGAAAGACCUGGAUCAGUCUGCAAUCUUUUCCUUUCUUGAUCCUUGCCGAGGCUCUAACCGAGUUCUUUCGCUUUUUUUCACUUCUCGCUAUUCAGGUAUCCUCCUCUAUCAUGGGGUUGGAGCUGAGGAAUCACAUCCUUUUUUUCCUUGCUGGUCUGUGGAUCGUGAGUUCGAGGUUGGAAUGACAGCGUCGCCUUGACCUGUCGCCUCUCUUUUUUGUUUUUUCGGGCCUCUGACGUACAUCCGGUUAUGUACAGUCUACCCUCAGGUACCUAAGUAAAGGGCCUUUCAGUGCAAUCAAUCAAUACCUAGUUCUCUAGCUAAUACCGUUUCUUUCUGUAAAAUUUAAACAUCAAGGUUGCGAUUGGCUAACCUAGGCUGGGCUUCGAACCUUUGGG
Molecule: messenger RNA, 3452 nt
Organism: Penicillium brasilianum
Lineage: Eukaryota; Fungi; Ascomycota; Eurotiomycetes; Eurotiales; Aspergillaceae
Source: the annotation of a GenBank genome assembly